AUGCAGUGCGCAGAAAUCUACGGCCAUGUCGAAUGGUUGCAGGUUUGCGAUUGUGUCGACGAGGCCACCGGCCUCCGUGACAACAUCACCGUGGCUGCGCCGAGGUUGGCCGCCGCCAACAUCUACUUCUCUGUUCCUGCCUUUGUCGUCCUCUUCCGCGAGUCCUUGGAGGUGGUGAUUGUGCUUGCCAUCAUCAUGCAGUUCUUGACAAAGAUGAAGAACGACGGGCUUCUGGAGCAGAAGCAAUUCUACAAGUUCCGUCGCGAGGUCUACAUCGGGGCAAGCAUGGGCUUCGCCGUUUGCUUGCUUUUCGGGGUGGGCUUCCUAGCCCUGGCCUCGUUGACCUACCAGCUCUUCGAGGGUGACAAUGAGCGCAUCUUCCAGUUCUGCAUGAUGAGCCUUACUUGCAUUGUACUGACCUUCCUGGCGGUCAACUUUUACAAGAUGAUCUACACCAAGGAGGCGCACGAGCGCAAGAUGAAGAAGCAGAUGGAGGAGACUCUGGAAGCUACCCGUGUUGCGGAAGAAGGAGAGGAAGUUGGCUUCGGCAAGAAGCACGCUUUCUUUGUGCUCGCCUUCACCACUGGCCUUCGCGAGGGGCUGGAGUCCAUCGUGUUCCUGGUGGGCGUCAUCUCGGACGUGAAGGAUCUCAGCUCCCUGCCGCUGCCCAUCAUCUCGGCCCUGAUUUUGGCCCGAAUUGUUGGCUGCAUCUUCUUCCAGGGAACGAAGGGCCUGAAAGUCGACUGGUUCAUGCGCGUGUCCGCUGUCCUGCUGAUGAGCAUUGCUGCUGGAUUCUUCUCAUCCUCCAUGCACCAGCUGCAGGAGCUCGACGUCUUCGGCACCUGGAGCCCCCGAGCUGAGCGUCCCUGGCAGAACGUGAACGUUUGGGACGCCACAGGCUGCUGCAAUGACAAGACCAACCGCUUCUUUGUGCUCAUGCGCGCCAUCUUCGGCUGGCAGGAUCAGGCAACGCCUGUUGAGAUCUUCGCUUACAUCUUGUACUGGAUCAUUGCCACCAUCCUGGUGACCCUGAUGAUCUGGCGCGCCAAGAAGCAGCUCGCGAGGAUGGUC
This is a messenger RNA of Symbiodinium pilosum, 1071 nucleotides long. The record is from the annotation of a GenBank genome assembly. NCBI's taxonomy places the organism in Eukaryota, Dinophyceae, Suessiales, Symbiodiniaceae.